Canariomyces notabilis is the source of this 2532-nucleotide messenger RNA. RefSeq names its product heme peroxidase. Bases 301 to 2262 code for a protein of 653 amino acids. Lineage: Eukaryota; Fungi; Ascomycota; Sordariomycetes; Sordariales; Chaetomiaceae. The record is from RefSeq and is a predicted model, not a curated record. Gene Ontology annotation, molecular function: oxidoreductase activity, acting on single donors with incorporation of molecular oxygen, incorporation of two atoms of oxygen; peroxidase activity; heme binding. The transcript has 5 exons. Gene Ontology annotation, biological process: response to oxidative stress.
AGACCUAGGCUCCUCUCAGCCUUCGAAUCAGAUCCCACCCAUGCCGCAUCCACAUUCGGGGUGCACCGCCCGGUCCACGGAACCUACUCAGAUCUCGAAACUGCGCAGUUGCAUAUGGGCGGCCGUUGGUCGUUGACAACAGCAGUUGCCGGAUGGGGCGAUAGCAGUUACGGGGAUGGAGGGUAGGAUAUAUAGGUAUGCAGGGACCCGACAUGAUUCCUCCCGCCCCUGUUUGCUUCGAGUUCGAUCCGGGUUCAUUUACGCUGCUGUAACUGGGUUGCUCCUUAGACUGCAUUUCUCAUGAUGUCUUCCAGCAACGACAGUUCGACGGUUGAUGACCUCCAAAAGGUCGCCAAAGAGGAGGAGCAGCAACUCACACCCUCCUUCACGCCCACCUUACCCGAGCGUCUCGGCAUCGGUGCCUUCAAGCUUUUGAACCGAGUGGUGCCUUGGUACAAGCUGCCCGGCUUCAUUGGGGCGUUCAACCUUGCCUUUCUGCGCAUUGAGCUCCGUCAGUUUAACCUCUACGACGGUUAUGCCUCGCCCGAGGCUCAGGGAAACGCUAGGGACCACCCGCUUACAGACGAACGCUACCGUAGCGCCCGCCAUUCGGAUGGCAAGUUCAACUCACUGGAGCAGCCCCUGAUGGGCUGUCGUGGAAUGCGAUUCGGUCGUAAUUUCCCCAGGCACCUAACCCCUAGGCCCACCGAAGAAGAGCUUUGGACUCCGAAUCCUCGCAUGAUUAGCGACAGGUUCAUGGCUCGCCGCGAUGGGCGUUUUAUCCCGGCAACGACGUUGAACAUGCUCGCUGCUGCCUGGAUCCAAUUCCAAAUACAUGACUGGUUCAACCAUAUCGAGAGCAACGAGAAGUUCAAGGUCCCCCUUCCAGAGGGCGGGGAUCCAUGGCCCCAUUCACACAUGGAGCUGUUCCGGACCAAGGCAGACGAAGUACGGGACCCUUCUGACGUCAAGUGCCCUGGCUACAAUAAUGAAAACACGGCUUGGUGGGAUGGCUCGCAGAUCUAUGGUUCGAGCGAGAAAGCCACCGAAGCUCUCCGAACGAAGCUCCCCGAUGGAAAGCUGGAGCUUGACGAGCGUGGGACUGUGUCCUUCCUCCCCCGGGAUAAGGAUGGAAACCCGCUGACAGGCUUCAACAAUAACUGGUGGAUUGGCAUGGAAAUGCUGCACACCCUCUUUGCGCUGGAGCAUAACGCUAUCUGCGAUGCCCUGAAGGCGGCGUACCCGGACAUGACUGGAGAUCAAAUAUUCGACAAGGCUAGGCUUGUAAACUGCGCCCUGAUGGCCAAGAUCCAUACAGUUGAAUGGACUCCUGCCAUCCUGGCGCAUCCCGCCCUACAAAUCGGCAUGAGCGCCAACUGGUGGGGCAUCGUCGGUGAGAAGCUCACCAAGAUGCUCGGGCGGAUCUCCAAGACCAGCGAAAUCAUCAGCGGCAUUCCGGGCAGCGGGCCGGAGCAGGACGGUGCGCCGUUCUCUUUGACCGAGGAGUUUGUCUCUGUGUAUAGGAUGCACUCACUCAUGCCAGAAAGCAUCGCAUUCUUCUCGUCCGCAUCUGGAUCUCACAUCUCGACCAUUCCCGUCCCAUCCCUGACCUUCUCCAAAGCCCAAGAACCGCUCGCCUCCGGCCUCGUUACUUUCCCAGACGUCUUCUACUCCUUCGGCAUCAACUACCCCGGCGCAAUCACAAACAACAACUACCCCUCCUUCCUACGGGAACUGCCAACACCAGACGGGCAGCUCCGCGAUCUCGGAACAGUCGAUAUCCUCCGUGACAGGGAGCGCGGCGUACCCCGCUACUGCCAGUUCCGACGUCUCCUGCGCAUGUCGGUCCCCAAGACCUUUGAGGAGCUGACAGGCGGGAACGUGGAGCUUGCCAAGGAGCUGGAGGAGGCCUAUAACGGCGACAUCAACCUCGUCGACGCGCUCGUGGGGUCUCAUUCCGAGCCUGUCAUCCCGGGGUUCGGGUUCAGCGAGACUGCGUUCAGGGUCUUCCUUCUUAUGGCUUCGAGAAGGCUGAAGAGUGAUCGGUUUAUUGCUGGGGCCAGCGAGUUUGGGCCGGGGACUUACACAAGGGUUGGGUUUGACUGGCUGCAGAAUACGGGGAUGAAGGAUGUGCUGAAGAGGCAUUUCCCGGAGUUGAAGGGCGUUUUGGAGGCUGGUGGGGAGAGGAAUGUCUUUGCGCCGUGGGUCAUGAUGGAGGAGAGCAAGAAGUAUAAUGGGGUGGAGACGAAUGCGCCGGCUUGAGGGCGCGGGGAUUGUAUGAUGGGGUUCGUGUCGACUCCGGCCUGACAAGGUAUGAUGUUGGAUCUACUGCUGGGUGCACUUACUACUAGUAAUGCUAAGGCAAGUCUGACAAGAUGCGGAUUCUGUCACUGUAAUGGAUAACAACAAGGCACAGCCUGUAAUCUGUUCUCCCGAUUUUUGUCCAUGCCUCUUCUGCCCCUAGAUACUGUACCUUAGGCCAUAUGGCAUAUGCUGCUGGCGCCAUGAUAGUGAUGUUCAAGACUAGCCAGG